This is a messenger RNA of Necator americanus (New World hookworm), 279 nucleotides long. RefSeq lists its product as uncharacterized. The transcript is spliced from 3 exons. The record is from RefSeq and is a predicted model, not a curated record. NCBI's taxonomy places the organism in Eukaryota, Metazoa, Nematoda, Chromadorea, Rhabditida, Ancylostomatidae. Bases 1 to 279 code for a protein of 92 amino acids.
AUGGUCCGAUCCCGUAUAGAACUUUGGUACAACAGCGACAUCCGUCAGGCAGAACCUUUUAUUGACGAUGAUGUGGUCUAUCUCAUUACGGUACCCUCCACCGGGUACCUCGGUCUUGAUCGGCACGCUAAUCUCGUUUCGGACUCACUGUAUCGCACGUUAGUGGAGAAGCGUAUUCACACAUCAGACAUUGGUGGCACGGCUAAGACGAGCGAAGUCAUUGCUUCAGUCCUCGAAUUCAUUGAAAAAGAGAUGGAAGGUAUGAGAUUCCGUUCAUGA